AUGUCCGCAGAGAAACACGACGCCACAUCGUCGGAAGACGAAACCGAACUCGAACUUGCGCCCAUCAAGUCGCCAGUGUCACCGGCUCCCAAAUCGCUGCGGUCCCCGCGAUCCUCGCUUCUGCCCGUGGUCAACUCCAACCCCAAUGAACGCACACAGACACAGACGCCGCCUCUGAUCCAAGGCCCGGGCUUCAACCCGGCGACACAAGCGACUGUGGUGCAGUCCAGCACGCCCACCGCACGCACACGGGCGCUUUCGUCCUUCUCGCAGUCGUCGGACGAAAGCUCAGGCCUUGCACCGCCCAGUACCGGCCGAAAACGUAUCAGCAUGAGCUUCACUCUUCCUGUGGCCCCGUCGCCUGACGUUAUCGGCCCCGGAGACUCGCCGCCUACUCGUCCCCAACAUCUGGACACGUACACAGGAGCCAAUCACUCGCCUACGCCAUCAGGCUCGGGUCUUCGGACCUUAUCUGCAUCCCGAACGACAUCGACAAAGUCACCACCUCCCCAGCAGCCACAGGUGACCCAGGUGGCUGUAGCAGAAGACCGCCCGGAACGGGGACGAUCCCGAAACGCCGGAUCAGGAGGACCCGGAUCGGAGGUCAUGGAGUACCUGUCCCAGCUGGCCACCAAGGAGUCGCGUGUCUCCAAGCUGAGAGAAAAGCUGCUGGAGGUCAAGAGAGAGUUGGAGAGCGCCGAGGCUGAUCUCAAGCAGUUCAAGACCAAGGACGUACUCAUGCUGCAUAUGCCACACCGAGAAGGACAACAACCCCAGGGAACGCAGGAGUCGUCGCUGUUGGACUCCAUCCAGACAAAGCUCAUGUCUCUGGCCGUGGAAGAGGAGCAAGAAGAGGAGGAGUCCAAGACCAAGAAAGAUGUGAAAGAGGACAGUGGUACUGUCACAGGCACCCAGAAACAACAGCACUCACGACGGGACUCAAACGGGACUCUCAAGGCUCACAGAACGUUCAAGGCGGACACCAACAACCACGACAGUGAGAUUGAGACCAUGAAACGUGACAAACGUGCUUCGCACCAGGAUCAACGACCCGCUCUCAGCCAUUCUUCUUCCUCGUCAGUCUCUUCUACCCAAUCCUCUGGAACCCAUGUCCCCAUGGAACGACGAAGAGCGUCGAUUUCGGCUCCUGGACUUCCCCCUCGAGAUGACGUCAUGAGCAUGGGCAAGAGGGUCAUUGGAGAGAUUGGCAGCCAGUUCUACGGGCUGGUGGCCGACAUUCGAAGUGCCACCUUUGGGGACGAUCUGGCCUACCAGAACCCAUCGCUCAACUAUGGUGGCAACAACAAUAUGCACCAUACUGGUGGUGGUCAGGUGGUGAAUGCGCGACGAGUGAGUGGUGCGCAGCUCCGUGGAGAGGCCAGUUCCAGUCCCAGCAGUCGUCGACGAAAUGGGCGAGAUGUUGUCGAUAGCUAUUCUUACAUUUGA
Molecule: messenger RNA, 1446 nt
Organism: Yarrowia lipolytica CLIB122
Lineage: Eukaryota; Fungi; Ascomycota; Dipodascomycetes; Dipodascales
Source: RefSeq, a predicted model, not a curated record